Dissoconium aciculare CBS 342.82 is the source of this 979-nucleotide messenger RNA. RefSeq lists its product as uncharacterized. NCBI's taxonomy places the organism in Eukaryota, Fungi, Ascomycota, Dothideomycetes, Mycosphaerellales, Dissoconiaceae. Bases 132 to 872 code for a protein of 246 amino acids. The transcript is spliced from 2 exons. The record is from RefSeq and is a predicted model, not a curated record.
CGGCGCCCACUGCGAACGCACGACAUAUCCAUUCGGCCGGCGGGGCAGCUCCUUCGUACACCAUUGCACCACAUCAGAUCUACACGACCAGGUCCGCAACAGCCAGAGCUUACAGCCAGAGCUUCAUCAUCAUGUCUGACAACACCACCACCAACAACAACAAUAACAUCUCCGAAUCUACCACAGCCCGCGCUUCUUCCAAUGACUCCCACAGCCCGUCGCGUGCCCGCCGUUCAUCCAUCGCCGGAGACACCCUUGCGGGCUUGUUUGGAGGGACUCGUGGAGUCGGUCAAACACGAAGCGUCAAUGACAACGUGAGCAACGACAACCCGGCCAGCUUAUCUUCUUCACAGACUCAAGAAGGUCCGAUCACCUCUGCGGCGCGUCGCCUCUCUAUGACCACAUUCGGUGGCCUCUCGGCUGCCUCUGGUGCCAACGGACACAACCGACGGGAGAGCACUUUGAGUGCCAGUGUUGGCGGCCUUAACGAGAGCGCCAUCGACGAGGACGAGCCCCUGUCGGCUGAUCCGUCCGUUUCUCAAACGCCAUUUUCCCGGCGGAUGAGCUCCAAUGCUCGUAGCCUGCGGGAGGUGCGUAGCAACAGCAUGGCCGGCGGCUCUCCCAAGGAAGGAUUUAAUUGGUCCGAGAAUCUCCGGACCCGUGCCGAACGUGCAUCCUCCAUCGCUACAAAUGGCUCAGUCGGCAUGAACGGCCACGGACGAAACCGCAGCGUGUCCGUUGUCGACAGUCCUCCACCUCAGCCGAAGCAACAGCCACAGCCACCUGUACAGGAACUCGCCAGACCCAAGGAGCGCGCGCGUCCUGAUCAUUUUCAAGAGAGGAUCCUCAAGGGCGACUUCUAUAUGGACUAGUCCUAUCUUCUCGGAUAAAACUUAACAACAACAUCAGGAGAAACGACAUGAUGAGGAUAGCAACGAGCCGGAACGCCAUUCGAUCCCGCAGCUUAUGGUUUCUCGCG